CCAAAACAAACGCUGAUGGUGUGUCUGUGAUUUUAAUGAGCUUCAGCUGCUUAAUAAUUCUCUUUAGCUGAAGAAAAAUCAGAAGUAUUUCCUAAAAGCAACUGAUUUUGACCAAAGGACUUGAUUUCUCCAUUUGAAGAGAAUUGAUUGAAUCUCUGCUGGAAGUGUUUGUCUUUUGUUUCCCUUCAGUUUGGAUUUGGUUUGGAGUUCACUGCCGACCUUCAGCCACACACCUGUUUUAUUUUGCAUGUUCAGACAUUCAGCUUCUGAUUGUACUGAUACGUUCUGAUAAACGCUGCUUAUUUUAGUCAUUCAGCUCACAGAUUCUACAUAAAUGUAUCAAAUCCAUUGGAAAAUACAAUAAUGGCAAAGAUUGGCCCCGCCCCCAAAGAGCCGCUCGGCAACCAGACUGGGAAACACGAACUAAUCAUAUUUUUGGCCUGAGCUACGGCAAAGCUUUACAACAGCUUUAGUUGUUUUCUCAGUAAAGAUGGCGACGAAUGAACUUAACAUGGCGUUUCUUCAGCGUUGUGGGAGGAGUCAGAGAUGGUGGCAUCUCUGGACUGAGCUGUUGUGGAACUUUGUGCAUGUGCAGGAGACGUGUGAGGGUGUAAGCUGAAAGUGUUGAUCAAAAGGGUGGGGGCGGGGCUUCGGCACAAAUAAUCGAAGCUCCGCCCGGAGAGCGAGCGCUGUGCCUGAAGUGACGGGUGGUAACGCUCAGAAGCGCCUUGAGCCGACUGUUGUUGUCAUUUGGCGCUUUAUAAAUAAAAUUGAAUUGAAUCUUCUUUGUAAAAAAAAAUAAAAAAAUUGCCAGUUUAUGUAAAACGAGACUUGGAAUUUCUGAUUAUUCUAAAAUAAUUUCCUCCAAAGAGCAGCGCGAGGGUUUUACAGGACGUGUUGAUUUUAUGUCCUCCCCUUCUUCUGCUGCUGUUUCUUUCUGUUUCCUCGUUUUCAUCUCCUGCUUCCUUUUGAUCUUUUUACAUCUUUCUCUUUAUUCCUGCUGCCGUCUCAGUUCUCCUGUUAUUUUCCUCGUUGAAUGAAAUUCUUAAAGGUUAUAUUCUCUUUCAGCACGCACCAGCUGGGUCUCAGCUCAGCUAUCAUCGUAUUCCCAGACACCUGUAAACACGUCUUCUUUGUCUUCGUGCACAUAAAUGUGUGACAGUAGCCUGAAUACGACCCAGCUGGUGUGUGUCGCGCUGCAGAGCUGACGUGUGUUGGUUGGUGGUUGAUGUUCAGGACGUUCCUGUGUGUUUUUCUGCUGGACUUGCUGUAAACCCAGAGACCUCCAGAGUGUGUCGGCUACACCAGAGAGCUCUCACUGUUCGAACUGAGCGCAGACAACUAACUCGCACUGAAACAAGAACAACUAGAAUAACUAGAACCUGAGCCCGACAAACCCAGACUGGUUUGAGUUGAUGAAUUGUUGUAAUGUGAGAAAUGAGCUGUGAUAAAUGUCAGCUGGUGAAUUGGGCAGGAGGUUACUUUCAGAGGCUGGAGUGAGUUUCCUGCUCCAUCAAAGAACACCGAGGUGAUGCCAGAACUCACAACCACACCAAAGGAAGACAUGGGACAGUGUUUAGGUGCACUAAAGCUGUCCCAUGGGUGCAGCUCAGGGCUUGGUGGAGUCUGGUUGUGAUUUCUGGUGUCGCUGUUCACCGCAGGGCAGAGCGCAGCCAGGAGAAUCAAAGCUGUUGAUUGGUCUUUAAAAAUCCCAAAGUCUGGCAGAAAAACAUGCAGGCUUCCUCCUGAGAGUGCAGCAGGAGCUUCAUAGCAGAGAUGCAGCUUUUUGUGAAGCAGCUCGGCAGAAGGAUCACGGCUCGAGAGCACGGCUCCAACAAGAAGCUGGCGGCUCAAUCGUGCGCUCUGUCUCUGGUGCGACAGCUGUAUCACCUGGGAGUCAUCGAGGCGUACUCCGGGGUCACCAAGAAGAAGGAGGGAGAAACUUUGGAGGCGUUUGAGGUCAACGUGUCCCCAGACCUACAGCAGCAGCUGGCCUGUGUGGUCCAGGAGCUCGGAGUCAGCGUCCCCCCACCGCCUGCAGACCCCAGCAGCCCGGUGUCUCUGGUUCAGGGGAAGCUGGCGUACUUCGAGCCAUCACAGAGGCAGACCGGAGCCGGAGUCGUCCCCUGGUCGCCUCCUCAGGUCAACUGGAACCCCUGGACCAGCAGCAACAUCGACGAGGGGCCGCUGGCCUACUGCCCUCCGGAGCAGAUCAGCGGCGACCUGCACGACGAGCUGCAGUACCAGCUGGAGCAUGAUGAAAACCUGCAGAAGAUCCUGAUGGAGCGCGAGCAGCUGCCCGUCAAACAGUUUGAGGAAGAGAUCAUGGCGGCCAUCGACAAAAGCCCUGUGGUGAUCAUCAGAGGAGCGACGGGCUGCGGUAAAACCACUCAGGUCCCUCAGUACAUCCUGGACCGCUUCAUCAAGGGGGGCCGAGCAUCGGACUGCAACAUCGUGGUCACGCAGCCCAGAAGGAUCAGCGCCGUGUCCGUGGCUGAGAGGGUCGCCUUUGAGAGAGCAGAGGAUCUUGGGAAAAGCUGUGGCUACAGUGUCCGAUUUGAGUCCGUCCUGCCUCGACCCCACGCCAGCAUCCUCUUCUGCACCGUCGGUGUUCUUCUGCGGAAACUGGAAGCAGGAAUCAGAGGCAUCAGUCACGUCAUCGUCGAUGAGAUCCACGAGAGAGACAUCAACACGGACUUCCUCAUGGUGGUCCUCAGAGACGUGGUCCAGGCAUACCCGGACGUGCGCAUCAUCCUCAUGUCGGCCACCAUCGACACCACCAUGUUCAGAGAGUACUUCUUCAGCUGCCCCGUCAUUGAGGUGUUUGGACGCACCUUCCCUGUCCAAGAGUAUUUCCUGGAGGACUCCAUCCAGAUGACAAAGUUUGUGCCUCCACCGAUGGACCGAAAGAAGAAAGACAAAGACGAGGAGGGAGGAGACGACGACACUAACUGUAAUGUGAUCUGCGGGCCGGAGUAUACGCCGGAGACGAAGCAUUCGAUGUCUCAGAUCAAUGAGAAGGAAACGUCCUUCGAGCUGGUGGAGGCGCUUCUGAAGUACAUCGAGACGCUGCAGGUGGCCGGCGCCGUGCUCGUCUUCCUGCCCGGCUGGAACCUCAUCUACUCCAUGCAGAGACACCUGGAGAGCAACCCACACUUCGGAAGCAACCGGUACCGAAUCCUGCCGCUGCACUCUCAGAUACCUCGAGAGGAGCAGAGGAGGGUGUUUGAACCGGUUCCUGAUGACAUCAGAAAGGUCAUCCUGUCCACCAACAUCGCCGAGACGAGCAUCACCAUCAACGAUGUCGUCUACGUCAUCGACUCCUGCAAGCAGAAAGUGAAGCUGUUCACCUCCCACAAUAAUAUGACCAACUACGCCACCGUCUGGGCCUCCAAGACCAACCUGGAGCAGAGGAAAGGUCGAGCCGGCAGAGUCCGACCGGGGUUCUGCUUCCACCUCUGCAGCCGCGCUCGAUUCGACAAGUUGGAGACUCACAUGACUCCAGAGAUCUUCAGAACUCCGCUGCAUGAAAUCGCCCUGAGCAUCAAACUGCUGAGACUCGGAGGCAUCGGCCACUUCCUGUCUAAGGCUAUCGAGCCACCGCCACUGGACGCCGUCAUUGAGGCCGAACACACCUUGAAAGAGCUGGACGCUCUGGACUCCAACGACGAGCUGACCCCUCUGGGGCGGAUUCUGGCUCGGCUGCCGAUCGAACCUCGGCUGGGGAAGAUGAUGAUCAUGGGCUGCAUCUUCCACGUCGGCGAUGCGAUGUGCACCAUCUCGGCCGCCUCCUGUUUCCCAGAGCCUUUCAUCAACGAGGGGAAGCGUCUCGGCUUCGUGCACAGAAACUUUGCUGGCAGUCGUUUCUCGGAUCACGUGGCGCUGCUGUCCGUGUUCCAGGCCUGGGACGACGUCAGGAUUAACGGAGAGGAGGCGGAGAGUCGCUUCUGUGACCACAAACGUCUCAACAUGUCGACUCUGAGGAUGACCUGGGAGGCCAAAGUCCAGCUGAAGGAGAUCCUGGUGAACUCUGGAUUUCCUGAAGAGUGUCUCAUGACGCAGAUGUUCAACACGGUGGGGCCGGACAACAACCUGGACGUGGUGGUCUCUCUGCUGACCUUCGGCUCGUACCCCAACGUCUGCUACCACAAAGAGAAGAGGAAGAUCCUGACCACCGAGGGGCGCAACGCCCUCAUCCACAAAUCCUCCGUCAACUGUCCCUUCAGCAGCCACGACAUGAUCUACCCGUCGCCAUUCUUCGUCUUCGGCGAGAAGAUCCGAACCAGAGCGAUCUCGGCUAAAGCGAUGACUCUGGUCAGUCCUCUGCAGCUGCUGCUGUUCGCCUGCAAGAAGGUGACCUCGAACGGAGAGAUCGUGGAGCUCGACGACUGGAUCAAACUGACGAUUGCUCACGAGGUGGCGGGGAACAUCCUGGCUCUGCGGGCCUCCCUGGAGGCGGUGGUGGUGGAGGUGACCAAAGACCCGGAGUACAUCAGACAGAUGGACCAAACCAACGAGCGGCUCCUGAACGUCAUCAGACACGUCUCCAAACCGUCGGCGGCCAGGCUCAACAUGAUGGUCACCAACCAGAGGAUGGGAGACGGUCCACGACCUCCGAAGAUGCCACGUUUUGAUGGAGGAGGCGGCGGCAGAGGUUACCAAGGAGGAGGAGGCUACAGGGGAGGAUAUGGAGGAGGAGGAGGGGGAUACAGAGGAGGUGGAGGAUAUGGAGGAGGAGGGGGAUACAGGGGUGGUGGAGGAUAUGGAGGAUACAGAGGAGGCGGUGGUUAUGGUGGAGGAGGAGGUGGUUAUAGGGGAGGCGGAGGUGGAGGAGGAGGUGGUUACAGAGGAGGAGGUGGAGGAUACAGAGGCGGCGGCGGGUACAGAGGAGGAUACUAACGUUAAAAAUCAGUCGCCUCGUCUUCUUCUUUCGUUUAUUUUGUAAACGUUUAAUGUGAAAUCGAGCGCCGCAGUUAAAACGAUGUUUGACUGGAACCUGCUGAUGUUUGUUUUUAUGGUCUGUGAAUGAAAACGUCCCAAUAAAUCUGUCCUGUUCCUUCA
This is a messenger RNA of Haplochromis burtoni (Burton's mouthbrooder), 5061 nucleotides long. RefSeq names its product DEAH (Asp-Glu-Ala-His) box helicase 9 (gene dhx9). The record is from RefSeq and is a predicted model, not a curated record. Gene Ontology annotation, molecular function: double-stranded RNA binding; 3'-5' DNA helicase activity; ATP binding. The transcript is spliced from 23 exons. Gene Ontology annotation, cellular component: nucleolus; intracellular anatomical structure; ribonucleoprotein complex. The coding region runs from base 1777 to 4899 and encodes 1040 amino acids. Gene Ontology annotation, biological process: regulation of mRNA processing; positive regulation of transcription by RNA polymerase II. Lineage: Eukaryota; Metazoa; Chordata; Actinopteri; Cichliformes; Cichlidae.